GUGAGAGUCGGCAAUAAUAGGGGGGGGAUGAUCACCAAACGCAUUAGAAAAAGCGCGGCGGAGGAGCUGGAAAGACCGGUGCCGGCGGAGGCCGACAGGCAGGCUACAGCCGGAAAGGCGACUCCGCCGCCCCCGCUGAAAUGGCAGCGAAAUGAUUUUCCCUCCCCCUGGCAGCACCAGCUCAGUCACAGCACAGCCAGACCAGACGCCGCCCUCCUCCUGCUCUGCUCCCUCCGUCCUCCGUCUUCCUCCUUGCCCCUCUGGAGGCGAGCCGCCAGCCCAGAAAACCAAUCGAACAGCGCGAGCGAGGCCGCCCGCCUCCACUGCUCGCCCGCGUGCGUGCGUCCCGAUCCCGGCAGCAGGAACAGAAAAGGAAGGAAAAGAAGAACCAAGAGCAGAGUUGAAUAGGCCAUUAUGCGCCGGUGGCUUUGCUGCAGUCAUUUUGACACGCCAUAUCUCGAAAACGAAAAUGGAUUUACAAGCAGUCCUGAUAAAACAAGUGGAAACGAUUUGAAUUCAAAUAGUGAUCCUGCAAAACCGCCUUCCAUCGAAGUACCUGCAUUGUCAUUUGAUGAAUUGAAAGAAAAGACAGAUGAUUUUGGGUCCAAGGCUUUGGUUGGUGAGGGGUCAUAUGGAAGAGUAUAUUAUGCUGUUCUGGAAACCGAACAACAUGUGGCUGUAAAGAAGCUUGAUACUUCAGCAGAUCCUGAGCCUGAUAAUGAAUUUCUAGCACAGGUGUCCACUGUUUCAAGAUUAAAACAUGAAAAUUUUGUGGACUUGCUUGGUUAUUGUAUUGAAGGAGAUCAACGCCUACUGGCUUAUGAAUUCGCUACAAUGGGCUCUCUACAUGAUAUUUUGCACGGAAGAAAAGGUGUUGCAGGUGCACAACCUGGACCUGCUCUUGACUGGAUGCAAAGAGUCAAAAUUGCUGUUGAUGCUGCAAAAGGUCUUGAAUAUCUUCAUGAGAAGGUGCAACCUUCCAUUGUCCAUCGAGAUAUACGGUCUAGCAAUGUUCUUUUAUUUGAGGACUACAAGGCUAAAAUUGCAGACUUCAAUCUUUCAAGCCAAUCUCCAGAUAUGGCUGCUCGUCUUCAUUCUACUCGCGUCCUCGGAACCUUCGGAUACCAUGCUCCAGAGUAUGCUAUGACUGGCCAGCUGACUCAAAAAAGUGAUGUAUAUAGUUUUGGGGUUGUCCUUUUAGAGCUUCUAACUGGAAGGAAACCUGUAGAUCAUACAAUGCCAAGGGGCCAGCAGAGUCUUGUUACAUGGGCAACACCAAGGCUUGGUGAGGACAAGGUGAAACAAUGUGUUGAUCCAAGAUUGAAUGGAGAAUACCCUCCAAAGGGAGUUGCAAAGCUAGCGGCAGUGGCGGCUCUCUGUGUGCAAUACGAAUCUGAGUUCAGACCAAGCAUGAGCAUAGUAGUGAAAGCAUUAUCUCCUCUUCUUGUAAAUGCACCAUAUCAGCCGGCUGGUGCUCCUGAUAUAUCUUCAGAUGCCUGACAACAUGCACAACUCAAAACCCAUGUAAAGAAACACCAUUUAUUUUCGGUAUGCCAUUUUUAUGAGUUACUUAUCUUUCGUAAAAUCUGAAUUGUGUGUAUUUAUUGGAGAGGAAGGGAAGGAAAAGGAGUAAUGCGUUUAUUUUGAACCCAUGUACUUCAUAUGCUUGAGAGCUGCUGCAGAAAAGUUCAUUACUUAAUCUACACAUUUGUGCA
Molecule: messenger RNA, 1715 nt
Organism: Sorghum bicolor (sorghum)
Lineage: Eukaryota; Viridiplantae; Streptophyta; Magnoliopsida; Poales; Poaceae
Product: PTI1-like tyrosine-protein kinase 3
Exons: 8
Coding region: 415-1500 (361 amino acids)
Biological process (GO): protein phosphorylation
Molecular function (GO): protein tyrosine kinase activity; ATP binding
Source: RefSeq, a predicted model, not a curated record